GCGCGGGCGCGGCAAAGUUUGUCCAGAGCCCCACGGGGACACGGCCUGGGAGAGCCGCGCUCGCACCACGAGGCGCCCCGGGGUGCGCGGAGCCCGACCCUGCUUCCCUGCCGCGGGUGCCGGCCUGCGCCCCGCCUCCCGGCCCGGCGACGAUUUGUUUGGGGAAAGUGAUGACAGGAACUAGUGGCGGGGAAUCGGCGACCGGUGUCCGCCCCGGCAGGGAGGGGAAUCCGCGGGGCUGUCGGUGAGCGCGGCACCUAUCGGAGCCCCAAACCAGGGAUCUGGGGCGCCAGGCGCCAGGCGGGCGCGGGGCACGGGAGCUUCUGUGACUGCCGCGAUGAGGAAGCAGCCCUUAUUUGCCUGGUUGUGAUCUUUGAGGCUUGGCGGUUAUGGAAUGCGAAAGCCAGGACGUAAUGGAAGCAGGACUUGAAGACCCUUCCAGGAUGCCCGAGGAAGGUUCUUCGCGGCAGACCCCACGGAACAAUCCAGAACCAGACUUCCCUCAUCUGGUCAACGUGGAUGGGCAGUGUCUAUAUUGCCGGUACUGGAAGCCCAGUGGGACUCCCAAGGCCCUGGUCUUCGUGUCGCAUGGCGCCGGGGAGCACUGUGGUCGCUAUGAGGACCUGGCUCAGAUGCUGGUGGGGCUGGACCUGUUGGCCUUCGCCCACGAUCACGUUGGCCAUGGUCGGAGUGAUGGGGAGCGGCUGAUGGUGUCUGACUUCCACGUCUUUGUCAGGGACGUGCUGCAGCACGUGGACACCAUGCAUAAGGACUACCCUGGCCUGCCCAUCUUCCUGCUGGGCCACUCCAUGGGUGGAGCCAUCAGCAUCCUUGCGGCCUCGGAGAGGCCCGGCUUCUUCGCCGGCAUGGCCCUCAUUUCACCUCUGGUCCUCACCAGUCCGGAAUCUGCAACCACUUUCAAGGUCUUUGCCGCGAAAGUGCUCAACCUGGUCUUACCCAACCUGUCCCUGGGAGCGAUCGACCCCAAUAUUCUCUCUCGGAACAAGGAGGAGGUUGAGAGUUACAACUCGGACCCGCUCGUCCACCAUGGAGGGCUGAGAGUGUCCUUUGGCAUCCAGCUGCUGAACGCUGUGUCACGAGUGGAACGUGGGAUGCACAAGUUGACCCUGCCCUUCCUGCUGCUUCAGGGCUCAGAAGACCACCUGUGUGACAGCAAAGGGGCCUACCUGCUCAUGGAUGGGGCCAAGAGCCAGGACAAGACCCUCAAGAUUUACGAAGGCGCCUACCAUAUACUUCACAGGGAGCUGCCCGAGGUGACCAACUCCGUCUUCCAUGAGAUACACAUGUGGUUCUCUCAAAGGACAGGAGGCAGGUGUCCGCCCUGAGCCAGGGGCCUGGGGGAGGCGGCAGAGGAGGGCAGAGCCAAACAGGACCAGAGGAAUCCCUAACACAAUCUACUUUAAACAAAAAAGAGACGUUUUUGUCAUAUAAUGCUAGCAGCCACUGGAUCUACCCUAAGGGGUGAACACUUCGACACUUUAUGCAGGAGAGAGAGAGAGAGAAAGAGAGAUUGAUUGAUUGAUUGAGAGACUGAAUGUUCUCCAAGGAGGGACCGUGGUGCAAUGUCCUUUAAAGUACACACACAGCCUCAGCCAACUUCUCCCAGCCACACAGGUGCCUCAGACCCUGUGCCUGGGAUGCCGGCCUGCAAUAAUUGGAGGCACCCCUGCCUGCCCCCACCGAACUCUGCCCCAGUGCCCACUUUGACCAGCUGUAGCCCUGUGGCCUUUGCUCUGGCAGAUGAUGAGGUGGCCUAUGUCCCCACCGAGGUUGCCUAUGAUCCCGUCAGCCCCAGUGUGGCCUGGCCAAGGCAGCAGGAGGCACUUGCCUGUAGGCAAGGGCUGGGCAGGACCUUUCCCUCCACCCCGGGACUGGGCCUGUCCCACAGGCGACCUUGGCCAGGCUGUUGCUUUCUGGUGCUGUGAGAUGAGAGGGAAGUGGGGGGGCCUGACAUUUGUGAGUGUACCCACCAGGUACUGGGUGCUCCUCAGGCAGUGGCCAGGAUGGCUGGGAGAGCCCUGGAGCUAAGCUGCACCCGAGGGAGGGUAGAGGACCCUGGUCUGCCUAGCCUUCCCUUCCCUUGGGCGGCCGGUGCCACCUGGAGUCACAGUGCUGGCUCCACAGCUACCUCUGGUGGCAGCAGGAGGGAACCGGCCACCCAGUCAGGGAAGAAAACAGCGAGCCACCCUUCCAGGACAAGACCUGAACCCAGCUGCCCUCUCAGGUGCCAACCCCAGCCUGGCCCUGUCCUGGCCUCACUUAGUGCCAGCAAUAAGAGGAGACCCGGCCCACCUGCCCUGGGUGCUCUCGCCUCAGGAGUCCCCUGCGAGGCUGCCAGGACUCACAGGGCUCGUCCCCAUCCCUGGGGUCCAGAGCAGACCACCCUGCUGCAGACAGUGACAGUCAGCUGCCCAGGCCAUGGAUGUCCCUGCCCUAGGAGGGUCGCCUGUUUCGUGAGCCCCUGCCAUGGGCAGCCUAGUGACAGUUUCUGCUGUCUGUAGUCUACCACGCCCUGGGCUCCCGUCAGUGACUCACCCAGAACUCCGUGUCCCCAGGCCUGGGCACUGUGGCCUCUCCCAGAGGUGUGUGAUGGCAGUGUCCCUCCCAAGGGACACGGCCAUGUAACUUGACCACGGUCCUCUAAGAUGCAUGGAGUUGUUAUGUGGUCCUGACACAUGUGGUCAGCUCUUACGUGACUGGCUGCAGAAUCGCUCAAGAGGCAGGGUUGUGAAAUUGGGGCUGUCUUGCAAAAUCUUGAAGAGGGGCCAGGGGAGAAGGACGUGCCAUAUCCACAGUUGACUUGGGCACCACCUCACGUCUUCCACUGAGCCCCCAGAGCUCAGCAUCCCAUCUUUGUCUUUGGGAAGCUGGAUGACCAUGACAUUCAGCCCAGCCAAGGCAGACCAUCACAGAGAGUGAGGGGAGGACUUGGGAGAGGCGUUAGGGCCCUGGCUGGACUCUGGACCCUCAAGCCAAUGUGGACACUGCUCCCUGUGUGCAGCGCAGAGGCCAUGUGUGUCCUCUUUGGAAAUGGACUGACAAUCUUUUUAGAAAACAGGCCUCUUACAGGCCCAGGCCUUGGCACCACAGGCCCCAGGGUAUCCCGCAGCCAUCCAGCUCAUGCACCUUUUCUUUCUCUUGCCCAUUGCUAACAAAAACUAGGAUCACACAGAUUUUCCAAGCAAUUCACCAAUCUUCUUAUCACCACGGCUUGGCACGUAUACUGUCUGUGGGAAAUGCGUGUAUCACUUUAGAAUAUUAAAGGAGUCAAUGUAUGCCACAGCUAAUCCUAAUAAACCAGGUGUUUUCAGUG
Messenger RNA from Cavia porcellus (domestic guinea pig), 3334 nucleotides. It is a transcript of the gene Mgll, whose product is annotated as monoglyceride lipase. Gene Ontology annotation, cellular component: membrane. NCBI's taxonomy places the organism in Eukaryota, Metazoa, Chordata, Mammalia, Rodentia, Caviidae. The coding region runs from base 390 to 1346 and encodes 318 amino acids. Gene Ontology annotation, molecular function: monoacylglycerol lipase activity. The transcript is spliced from 8 exons. The record is from RefSeq and is a predicted model, not a curated record.